AUGCCACCGUCAUGGAAAUUAUUAACCCGAUUCCAUCCAGGUUCUUACUGCACCUUGGUCGAUUUCAAAGGGACCCUUUACUUGAUAGACGAGGAAGAUAUGUGGGAGACUCAAGUUCUGAAAUUGUGGGGAUGGAAAUUGAUAGACAACGAUCCUUCUUCUUGCUCUGCUACCUGGGAUUGGGCCAUAGAGUCUUCAAUGGAGGGAGAACUAAUGAUAUGUUGUCUUGAUCAACCCGGAAAGCCCUACUAUCAUAUCUGUAAUCCGGAUAAAACGGAAACCAGGAAAGUGGAACACGAGAACCUAGAGUGUUGCCGGAUUAUGUCAUUUGGGUUCUUAUGGGAACAAGAUUGGUCAUCUUUUGAGAGUGUUACUAAUUCUUCAAGGUCACCAGAUGAUAUAUUAUGCAUCAAGGCACGGCAUUCCCAAACUUCUAUUGAACAUCAUGGAGCUAGCCGCCAGGAAAUUUUGAAUCGACUUUACGCCGACGGACGGAGUUACGAGGAUCUGUUUAGUGGCGGAUGGAGAAGCCGAUGGCCUAUUAUAUCGUAG
Oldenlandia corymbosa var. corymbosa is the source of this 552-nucleotide messenger RNA. The record is from the annotation of a GenBank genome assembly. Lineage: Eukaryota; Viridiplantae; Streptophyta; Magnoliopsida; Gentianales; Rubiaceae.